Durusdinium trenchii is the source of this 498-nucleotide messenger RNA. The record is from the annotation of a GenBank genome assembly. NCBI's taxonomy places the organism in Eukaryota, Dinophyceae, Suessiales, Symbiodiniaceae.
AUGCGUCAAUGGCAGGGCAUGCGCCAAGUGGCAGUAUUUUGGGCAGCUUUGCUGCCCUUGGUGGCAGCGGAGGUGGAAGCUGUGCCUGCCGAUGAAUGUGAGGAAGAUGCCGGCACCUGCGCGCUGAGUGCGCUGCAGCUAAAGACAGGGAAAGAACCGACGCCCGGAAGUUUCUCUGUGACCCUUGCUACUGAGGACGCAGAAGGCCGCGUUUCGGCUCCAAAGGCCGCCUUGCAGGAAGGUGCAGAACAAGAGAGACGGGCAGGCGAUCAAUCACGGCACCAGAGGGGAGCGGCUUGCUGCCGAUGCGCCUCGGGCGAAGUUGGAUUUUCAGCAACGGGGAGCUGCGGCUUUUGCAGCGGACGUCUAGAUCGAACAGUGGCCGCUCCGACAGGAUGCAACGAGCCAUCUCUUUUGCAGUCAGCCAGAACUGCAUGUGCACUGCAGUGCGGCAAGCAGUUGAGGCGGAAAAGCUGGUACCCGGCUGACUUUCAGUGA